GGCAGUACUCGAGCAGUAACCGCUUCUUGUGGCCAAGAACAGUUAGACUGGCCCUAGGAGGGAGAGGCAACAGCUGGGGGAGCCAUAGCAACCGCAGAUAAACAUGAGUUACUAUAUCAGACCCUCCAGCUCGAGCAGCUUCUCCUCCACUGCCACUGCCAGUUCUCUGAAUGAUGACGGCAAUAGCUUGAGACAGCAGAAGCUGGAGAAACAGAGAGCGCUGUUGGAGCAGAAGCAGCGACGAAAGCGCCAGGAGCCAUUGAUGGUGCAGCCGAACCCAGAAGCUCGUCCACGCCGCUCUCGGCCGCGCCGCAGUGAGGAACAGGCUCUACUUGUCGAUUCCCGCCUCAGCAUCACCAAUGAUGUCAUCUUUGAUGCAGGUAUCGAUGGACCUGCAGCUUUUUUGGGUUCAGAGGCUUCUGAUCUGGGCACAAAGAUCCAAGUGCAGUCAGUCAGCCCGCCACAGAAUCCCUCUCCCCCUCCAUCUGAGGAGCCUGAGAGAGAUGGAGACACUGAAACAUUGCUGGAGCCCAAAACGGACAUACACACACUGCUACAAAGACGGGGACUUUCAGACAGCAUGAACUAUGAUGAAGUCAGUGAUGAUGAUAACGAUGAUGAAGACAGAGCCAGUUCUCUUUCCCCUAAUACGGAGUCCACACGUCCUGCCUCCGCAUCUAGCACCAAGUCCAGCACAGAGUGUGUGACUGUGGCCUCACCCACGGCAGAAGGCCCCUCCAUUGAGGUGGACAAUCUGGAGGAAUUUGUGCUGCGACCGGCCCCCCGUGGCGUUACAGUAAAGUGCCGUAUCACGCGUGAUAAGAAGGGAAUGGACCGUGGGCUAUACCCCACCUACUUCAUGCACCUGGAGAGAGAGGAUGGCAAGAAGUUGUUCCUGUUGGCUGGUAGAAAGAGGAAAAAGAGUAAAACCUCCAACUAUCUGAUAUCAGUAGAUGCCACAGAUCUGUCUCGCGAGGGUGAGAGCUUUGUGGGAAAAUUGAGAUCGAAUCUGAUGGGGACUAAGUUCACUGUGUAUGAUAACGGAACAAACCCCAGCAAGAACUCUGGAGCUCUGCUGGAAGAGAGCAACACACGGCAGGAACUAGCCGCUAUCUGCUACGAAACCAAUGUACUUGGAUUUAAAGGCCCACGCAAGAUGACCGUCAUCAUCCCCGGCAUGAAUAUGAACUUCGAGCGGGUUCCUGUUCGUCCCACGAAUGAUCAAGAGUCUUUAUUGAGUAAAUGGCAGAAUCGCUCACUGGAGAACCUAAUCGAGUUGCACAAUAAAGCUCCGGUGUGGAACGACGAUACACAGUCCUAUGUGCUCAACUUCCAUGGAAGAGUCACACAGGCUUCUGUCAAAAACUUUCAGAUUGUCCAUGAUAAUGAUCCGGACUACAUCGUGAUGCAGUUUGGACGUGUUGCUGAGGAUGUGUUCACAUUGGACUAUAACUACCCCAUGUGUGCACUGCAAGCCUUCGCCAUCGGCCUGUCCAGUUUUGACAGCAAACUGGCCUGCGAGUGAUUCAUGCUAUCCCUACCUUCUUCGUCUGUAACUCAUGUGACCACACACUCCCUUGAUUCAUUCAUUCCAUUCAUUCCAUUCAUUCCAUAGCUGGGACAGUUCUUCUCCUAUUUUUUUGGUCUCUCCUCUCUAAAACUCGACCAUCCUCCUUCACUUCUAGUCCAAAUUUUAUGCAUCAGCUCUGAUUACAAACCCAAAGUAACAGAAAAUACACAUCUUACAAAAAUUCCUGCCUCCUAAACAACAAGAUUUCAUCAAGGAGAGAAAUUAAAAGGAGUAUUUAUUUUGUAAAUUGCAGCGUUAAUCAGAAUAUGAUUAGUUCUGUAGUGAGGUGAGGAGUGAUAACAUUCAGCUCUAGGGGCUCGACUUACUCCUAAGACUUACACACAGUCCCCUGUCGAAUAUUUUCUGAUUGUGAGUUCACUAGAUUUAAUAUUUUGUCAAUUUGUUUAGACCUAAUUAUCACCAGCCUGGAAGGUAAAAAAAUUUUCAGUAGAUUUUUUUUUUUCUUUAGACUCAAAAGCCAUAAAACCAUUUGGAAGAAUGUAGUAUGUAAAUAGGAAACAACUGGGUCACUUUGUUAAAAAAGAAAAAAAAAAAGAAUGGAAAGCUUUUUAUAAGGGAAAGCCAUCAUAUGUAUACCAGCUGCUCUGAAUGUGUUCUGUGUUAACGUGUGUCAUGUCAGCUCUGUUUUACAUCAGCACUUCAUGGCUAUAAAAGAUGCAGUUCAGUUUACAGUUGACCAACGGCAAAGGGAUGUUUAUCCCCCUGUUCGGCAGUGUGAAUAGCGCUUUGGUGUUUGUUACGCUUUGAUUGGUCUUAUAUAGCUCUUAAAUUACAUCUGUUUUUAAACAUACUCAGAUUUUAAAAUGCGGUUUUGUGUUGUGAUAGUGGAUUUUUACUGUGGUUUCGCAUAUUGCUGAUUGUUUGUGUUAAAAUAUGUGGCAAUGUUGGAUUUUUUUUUUUUCUCUUUAGAAACCUGUCAUGACUCACACCCCCCUUACUUUUUUUUUUUUUUUUGGUAAACUACAUGUUGAAGUGAACAGAGCUGAUAGAAGAGCAUCUUGUCCCUUAAAUGUACACCAAUCAGGUACUACAAUCAGGUAAACUAGACUACUGUGCUCCCUUCCUUACAUUUCAAACAGCCUGUUUAUUUUUCCUACACCAUCCUUAAAUAUUUACUUAGUUUUUCAGAUAUAUUAAAUUAUGAUGGCUCAGCA
Molecule: messenger RNA, 2745 nt
Organism: Pangasianodon hypophthalmus (striped catfish)
Lineage: Eukaryota; Metazoa; Chordata; Actinopteri; Siluriformes; Pangasiidae
Gene: tulp3
Product: TUB like protein 3
Exons: 12
Coding region: 104-1525 (473 amino acids)
Biological process (GO): protein localization to cilium
Cellular component (GO): cilium
Source: RefSeq, a predicted model, not a curated record